AUGCAAGGCUAUACUAUCAACACGCGGGCGUACAAGACUGUCCACAACCAACCGAUCUAUGUGGACGUUUAUACAGUCGACCCCCCGAGCCCUUCCCCUGUUCUUCUCUGGUUUCAUGGGGGAUACAUUAUCACCGGCGACCGCACCGCAAUCCCACCGUGGCUCGUUAAUGCUGCCUUUAAGCGACGCUGGACAAUCGUCUCGGCGGAUUACCGGUGUCUUCCUGAAUCAACAGGCCUAGAGCUGAUCGAAGACCUCCGAGACGCAUAUAGCUAUGUUGCGCAGAAUUUAAACGUCGAAGUUCCUUCCCUGAUUAACCCGAAGCCGUGCAAAUAUGGGUCUGAUUCCUCCCCCGCAGCUAUACUGGCUUUGUAUCCCAUGUCGAGCCCUUGCUCAGAGAGAUGGACUUCAAAGGGCCUCCGAUGGGAUGAAGGCCUAUCUGCUUCCGAAACGGCGGAGACGGCUGCGGAUAUCGAACGGAGGCUUACAGCGCAAGAAGUAAGCUUCGGCGAGGCGUUUCCCAAGAACGAUGACAUAAAGACACAUAAGCGCUGGAAUACUCUCCGGUAUAUUCUUGAGCAAGCGCGGUUUGUCGACUAUCUCACUGGCGUGCGAGGACUAGGAGCCAGAAUCGCUGACGGAGGACCUGAAGCUAUUCCCGCGCACCUGCGGGUAUUGUUUCCUACGAAUUUCGCCAUCACAAGUGAGUUUCCGCCAUUGAUUCUUGUACAUGGAACCAUGGAUAGAGAUGUACCGGUUGCAGAUGGAGAGGCCUGGGUUAAUAAAUGCCGCGAGGUUGGGGCUAGGGUUACUUAUUACCCCGUGGAGGGCAUGGACCAUGCAUUCGAUAUAACCUACGACACUGUUGAGGAGGAAGACCAAAGUGAUGACCCAGGAAAAACUGCUCUGUUCAAAAGUCUUAAGGAUCUUGACAUGUUAAUUCGUUGA
Molecule: messenger RNA, 948 nt
Organism: Penicillium macrosclerotiorum
Lineage: Eukaryota; Fungi; Ascomycota; Eurotiomycetes; Eurotiales; Aspergillaceae
Product: alpha/beta hydrolase
Exons: 3
Coding region: 1-948 (315 amino acids)
Molecular function (GO): hydrolase activity
Source: RefSeq, a predicted model, not a curated record